CUAAAAAAAUUCUUCUUCUUCUUCUUCAAAUUUCAACUCCGUCAAUGGCUUACGGCGACGACGCUUCGACCUUAGAUUUCAUCAGACAACACCUUCUCAGCGACUUCAACUCCAUUGAAGCCUUCGCUUCAAAUCUCGAUUUCAUCAACAAUAAUGGACUCACACCUCAAAUCCCCGCUGCCCCUUCAAAGAUCGGUCACCGCCGUCCCUCUCUCAACGUCAUGAUUCCACCCAAGACCCACUCUGUCCAAUCCCCUGCGGCAGCGACGGCGACGGUUACGACAUCUUCUGAGGUAAAAUCCGAUGUGGGCCUGAGUCAGCAUUACAGGGGGGUUCGCCGGCGGCCAUGGGGGAAGUUUGCAGCGGAGAUUCGGGACCCCAACAAACGUGGAGCUCGUGUUUGGCUUGGAACUUACGAUACCGCAAUUGAAGCUGCCAAAGCUUAUGAUAGAGCUGCUUUUAAGAUGAGAGGAAGUAAGGCGAUUUUGAAUUUUCCUCUUGAGGCUGGAAAGGAAGCAGAGGAGCCGCCGUCCACGGCAGCUGUUGGCCGGAAAAGGAGGAGGGAGAGUGAGGUUGGGGAAAUGGAGAAUAAGGUUGUGAAGAAGGAGGAGUCGUCGGAAACAAAUGAAAUCGGAGUUCCGGCGGCCAUUUGUCCUCUAACGCCGUCUUGUUGGGCGCCGGUUUGGGACAAUGAUGGGAAGGGGAUCUUCAGCGUGCCGCCGUUAUCGCCUCAUCCGUUAAUGGGAUAUCCUCAAUGCACCGUCACAUAAAAUUUCUCCAAAAAAAAAAAUACUCGUUAACUUAGUGAUGGUGAAUUCGAUCCUUAUCCAAGUUAACGAGAUAUAUAUAUAUAUAUAUAUAUAUAUGUUUGAAGGGGUUUGAUUUGU
Cucurbita moschata (crookneck pumpkin) is the source of this 887-nucleotide messenger RNA. Its product is annotated as ethylene-responsive transcription factor ERF105-like. Lineage: Eukaryota; Viridiplantae; Streptophyta; Magnoliopsida; Cucurbitales; Cucurbitaceae. Bases 45 to 770 code for a protein of 241 amino acids. The transcript has a single exon. Gene Ontology annotation, biological process: ethylene-activated signaling pathway; regulation of DNA-templated transcription. The record is from RefSeq and is a predicted model, not a curated record. Gene Ontology annotation, molecular function: DNA binding; DNA-binding transcription factor activity.